GGGUAGGAGAGUGUGUUAGUUUAGCUGCUCGUGAGAUCAUUUCCUGCCCGGAUCCGAUCACAAGUACUAUCUGGAGAAGAAGCAACAGGGUGCACCUUUUUCCCCUGGAGAAUAAACAUGUCUUCAAACUCCAACCUGAGCACUAUGCAGAGACUGGUGGAGCAGCUGAAGCUGGAGGCGAGCGUGGAGAGGAUCAAGGUUUCUCAGGCAGCAGCAGAGCUCCAGCAGUAUUGCAUGCAGAAUGCCUGUAAAGAUGCUCUGCUGGUUGGAAUGCCAGCUGGAAGUAAUCCAUUCCGUGAGCCCCGAUCUUGUGCACUUCUCUGAGGCUGAGGCAAUGAAUCACUGACUGAUGUAACCACCACUUGAGGAUCUGAAAUAUAUACAGCCUGCCUUUUCCUGUGCCAUUCCAAAUGUGGA
This is a messenger RNA of Nanorana parkeri, 417 nucleotides long. RefSeq names its product G protein subunit gamma 10 (gene GNG10). The transcript has 3 exons. Gene Ontology annotation, cellular component: heterotrimeric G-protein complex. Gene Ontology annotation, biological process: G protein-coupled receptor signaling pathway. Lineage: Eukaryota; Metazoa; Chordata; Amphibia; Anura; Dicroglossidae. Gene Ontology annotation, molecular function: G-protein beta-subunit binding. The record is from RefSeq and is a predicted model, not a curated record. Bases 118 to 324 code for a protein of 68 amino acids.